AAUAUUUUAAUAAAGAUUUGGUUUGUUGCUUUCAAAACGUUUGCGCUUCUUCUCAAGUUACUUCUAUAAUACUGGACCCUAGCAGCGGGAAAUUUAGACAGUGUCACGUGACAACUUGCUGGGGGUAGCCUGCUGGAGCCUAGCAGCAGGUAUAAAAAAGGGGAAUUUGACAAGGCAGUCAGUCGGAAGCUGACACUCGUUGAUGCUACUUCGAAGAGGCCAGGGAAUAGAAGAAAGAAGACAUGCACCCAGCACCAGAGCUGAAGACACCUCCGAAGGGGGGGGGGGGCUGCCACGUCAAAACGGCAGAGGAGUAGGGGCCGAAACCGGACGUGGUUCCUCCUGAUGAUGUCUUGAGCUAACUGGAUCCUAUAAAGGAGCUGUUGUGGUAGAAGACCACGAAACAUGGUUAAAAUUCCUGUAUUAUUCAUUCAGUGAACAUGGUGAGCAUUUGGCGGAGGUAAAGAAUACGUACUUCACCUGUUUUCGGCAGAACAAAAACCCAAACCCCAAACACCAGGUGUACGUAUUUACUUUCGCCGAGCUUUUUAAUAAAAAAUACAAGUUUUGCAAUUAAACUGUUUGAGCAUUUCAGAUAAUUGUAACAAAGCAACAUUUAUUCUUCAUUCGAUGUUCGAUAUACUGCAUAUGUAGGGUGAGUACUUUCAUUAAAAAUGUUUGUUGCUCAAAAUUGGUGAGAAACACAAGAGAAUCAAAUCUGCUCGUCUUUUUAAUGGGAAGUUUGGUAUAAUCGGAACGGGAAUUAGCUGCUAUGUCUAGCGGGUGAAGCAAUCCUAUUGAGGUUCCAUCGUUAAGCAAUAUUUUACUGGAUGAUAGUUUUUCUUUUUUAAUCAAUGUUGGAUACAGUGGAACAGAGUAAAUUGAUAAAAUUGAUGAUUCUGAAGGUGUUAAAUUAUGUUAGGGAACUUUUAUUUAUGACACCGGUGUCAGUGACAAGAGGAAAAUAUUUCGAACAACACCGUUGAUUAGGAACCUUUAUUAUUUGGUUCGAUUAAUUUAAUUAUAAUUAAUAAACAACUAAACCACAGCAACUAAGACAUGAAACUGAAACAUAAGAGAUUAUAGUAAUCGGGUGAAUUAACAUGGAUCGCGUUAAUCACCUGAACACUUCUAACGAUGUUGGUUCAGUAAUAGAAGCACACAAUGGUAAGAAAGCUUUAUGUAAUGAAACAUUUACUAAACAAAGAUCAACGCGUAAAAAUAUUACUGAAUACAGCUGUGAAAUUUGUAAGAAGACUUUCUCUUCGGAGCAUAAAUUAUUCGCGCACAAAGACACACACAAGAAGGGGAACCCCCUCGAGUGUGAAAUGUGUAAGAAAUCGUUUGUCUCCAAAAUUAAAUUAACAAGACACAAGAAAAUACACGUCUGCGAUAAACCGUUUCAGUGUCAGAUCUGUGAGAAAUCUUUCUUUCAGAAUGCAGAACUCGUUAUCCAUGUACGUAGUCAUACUGGAGAGAAACCAUUCCAUUGUCAAACAUGUGGGAAAACAUUCGUCAGUGGUCUUGUGUUAAGAAGACAUAUGAAAAUACAUACAGGAAUAAAACCGUUUCGGUGCGAAAUAUGUGGGGAGUCUUUCGUUCGUAAUCCGAAUCUUCUGAUCCACAUACGUAGUCACACUGGAGAGAAACCCUAUCAUUGUGAUAUUUGUGAAAAAUCCUUCGUUUCCAGAAGUAAUUUGGCGAUACACAAACGACGGCAUACUGGCGAAAAACUAUUUCACUGUGAAAUAUGUGGUAAAUCGUUUGUCACUAAUGGCGAAUUAACAAAACACAACAGAACACAUACUGGAGAAAACCCUUUUCAGUGUGACAUUUGUGGGGAAUCGUUUCUUGACAGUAGUAACUUAACAACUCAUAAACGAAUCCAUACUGGAGAGAGACCUUUUCCCUGUGAAAUAUGUGGGAAAUCUUUCACCCAGAAUUCCCAUCUUGCAGUUCACAGAAGAAUGCACACUGGAGAAAAGCCUUUUCAUUGUGAAACUUGUGGGAAAUCUUUUGUGUCCAACAGUGAUUUAACAACUCAUAAAAGGAUUCAUACUGGAGAGAAACCUUUUCAUUGUGAAAUAUGUGGCAAAUCUUUCAGACAGAAUUCUAGUCUUGUUGUUCACAAAAGAAUACACACUGGGGAAAAAGUUUGAUUAUGAAAUAUAGCAGGAAUCUUCCUUUCAUUUGUGUAAUUGCAUAAAAACUCCUACAUUGUGAAAUCUUUUGUCUCGAAAGGGAUAUCGCAUGUCACAACUGCCUCCUCCCCACCAAAAGAAACAUAACUGACACAUCAUCAUCAUUUGAUGUCUGUUUUCCAUCCUGGCAUGGAUUGGAUGGCUUGACAGGAUCUUUCAAGGCCAGGGGCCACACCAGAUUCCAUAGUCUGUUUUUUGGUUGCCUUCUACAGUUGGAUGCCCUUCACGAUGCCAAUCACUUUACAGCGUGUACUGGGUGCUUUUUAUGCAGCUCUAUCACCAAUGCUUUUUAUGUGGCACCAUUUCCAGUGGUUUUACAUGGCACCAGCACCAGUGCUUUUAAUGUGGCACCUGCACCCAAGAGAAAAAUUCAUUCAGUGUAAAAUAUGUUCUUGAGCAAAAAUAAAAAAAUAGUUGCCUGUACAGCUCAAGAAUAACAAUUGCAGGCAAAACUAAUGGACAAAAUCUGCUGCAUCUUAUUUUUCUGUGUUCAUUACCAUGUUACUAAGAAUCUGCUUGAGAGGACAUUUGACCUAUUUCCUGUAAUAGUAGGAAUUUGGUGUAAUGGAAUUCAAAGUGACCCUCAAACUGCAUAUAAGGUGUUGCAAUCUUUAUAAAAUCAAAAAACUGAACUGUCACAAAAUCUUGUUUUUGAGAAAUAAUUCUGAUAUUAUUGUGUAAACUACUACAUUUGCCAGCGUAUGUGAGGAAGUACUGAAAAGUUCCUUGCUUUAAUGGUAUCACGAAAGGCCUGGUUGGAGGCUCAACCUUUCAAGUUCUUUUACAGGGCAUAAAGAAACUGAAGAACCUCUAAUAUGUGUGUAAACCUAAGCGAAGAAUAUGGUGAAUAAAAUUGUAAUUAACUGAA
Molecule: messenger RNA, 3069 nt
Organism: Octopus bimaculoides (California two-spot octopus)
Lineage: Eukaryota; Metazoa; Mollusca; Cephalopoda; Octopoda; Octopodidae
Biological process (GO): regulation of transcription by RNA polymerase II
Molecular function (GO): DNA-binding transcription factor activity, RNA polymerase II-specific; RNA polymerase II cis-regulatory region sequence-specific DNA binding
Source: RefSeq, a predicted model, not a curated record